CUAAUACAUACUUUCUCCUCUGAACCGUACAACCGCAAGCAAAGAUGCAGUUCACUCUCAGUGCCCUCGGUGCCCUCAUGGCCGCCACCGCUGUCGCCCUCCCCCAGGACGAACUUGCUCAGCAACGGCCCGGCAACAUCCUGCACCCAGCCCCAGAUGGAAUGACCAUCGAACAGGCCUCGCAGAAAUGCGGCGACAAGGCCCAGCUGUCUUGCUGCAACGACGCUACGUACACCGGCGACGACACCAAAGUCAACGGCGGCCUUGUCUCUGAGGUGCUCGGAGCCGGCGCUGGCUCGCAGGGCAUUGGCCUUUUCUCCGGCUGCUCCAAACUGGAUUUGAAAUUGAAUAUCCUCCUCCUCCUAAGUGUCCAAGAUCUGCUCAAUCAGGAGUGCAAACAGAAUGUUGCUUGCUGCCAAGAGAGCGGUGGAUCUGCGGACGAGGAUGCUGUCGGCCUCCAGCUGCCAUGCAUUGGCCUUGGCUCGAUUAUCUAGAGGAGAUUCUAGGUUACACGUCAAUGGUCGCGAGCCGAACCAAUCUGUUCGGAGAGACUUGCGCAUGACGAGUGUUACUAUGAUAAUAAUCAUCAUCGGCUUUCUUAUGUUUUUUAUUACGAUCAUGAGCUAUGUCGCGGCUGUGGGAUUCAGGUUUGGCAAAGGGCAGGGGGGGUCCUUCCUACGGAAAACAACCAGGGCAGUUCAUGUCGUUCUGUCCCAUGUCCAAUGUACUGGAUAUCAAUGUAUAAUC
Molecule: messenger RNA, 747 nt
Organism: Aspergillus campestris IBT 28561
Lineage: Eukaryota; Fungi; Ascomycota; Eurotiomycetes; Eurotiales; Aspergillaceae
Product: hydrophobin family protein
Exons: 3
Coding region: 45-494 (149 amino acids)
Cellular component (GO): fungal-type cell wall
Molecular function (GO): structural constituent of cell wall
Source: RefSeq, a predicted model, not a curated record